Molecule: messenger RNA, 3638 nt
Organism: Carassius auratus (goldfish)
Lineage: Eukaryota; Metazoa; Chordata; Actinopteri; Cypriniformes; Cyprinidae
Gene: rell2
Product: RELT like 2
Exons: 5
Coding region: 2338-3498 (386 amino acids)
Biological process (GO): positive regulation of p38MAPK cascade; positive regulation of cell-substrate adhesion
Source: RefSeq, a predicted model, not a curated record
CGCCAUGUGGUCUUUGACUUUCUCUGUUUUAAAGGUUAUUAGGCCCGAGAAACGUAGCGUUAAAAUAAAGACAUUUAAAUGGCACUCGAAUUCACGUCACAAUAAUGUUGAAGCCAUCAUGAAACAAAUCAAUAACAUCCCUCUGAUUUUGUCAGCGCGCCGAUCGAGCGAGUGUGUGUUUGUGUGUGUGCGCGCGCGUUAAUAACAGCUGUUCGGAACACAGCGUGCUCGCGCUGACUUUAUCUUGGCACGAGUGUGUGAAACUGAACGAGAGGAGCGCUGUCCGUGGGAACUCUUCAUGACAAGAUCACACGGGACACUGAGAGCUACAGUGAAUAGAGCAGCCCAUUGGUUUUGUUCUCAAAAUAAAUAUAGUUCGCCGUUUCUUAAAAGUCCUUUCAUGUGAUGAAAAUAUGACGUGAUGUGCUCAUCUGCGCGUCACAGAAAACAUCAACAAAGAGCUCAAGGUGAGAUAUAAUUCACGUUUAUUGUUCUCUGGAGCAUUGGCUGAGUGCACUGACAAUCUGCGUUGUAGAUGUUUCUUUUUGGCUGCACUGUAAUAAGUUUAGUUCAAACUCUCUGCUGGAAAACAACGAUAAGCACCAUCACUGAGUUUGUAAUGGUUUCAUUGGUUUAAAUGGAAACUGUAAUAGUCUCUACUGGUAAUCGAUCACCUUCUAUUGUUGCUUGUUAAAACCAAUAACAUCCUAAUGGAAUGUGUCCCAGAACACAUUGGACAAAACAAUUUUUAAUGGUUUUUAUAUUUAAAAGUUGAUGGUUUGUAAUGUUUGCAAUGGUAUAUGUAGUGCAAACCAUUAGAAUUUCGCUUAUGGAAACCCUAUACAUGGAAUAUAUGCAGUACCUGUGUGUAAUUGUCCAAUGUUUUCAUUCAGUUUCAUUCAGUAGGUCCUGUUCUUGUUGUUGAGGACAUUUCACCAGCACUAUCUGUGCGGUUGUCUUGCAGUAAUAUUUCUUUUAAUAAAUAUGUUUGGGAAAUGAGAUUCCUGUCGGCAGGUCAUGUCCAUAUUAGCCAGUGUGUAUUAUAUUGUUGAAUGCAUUGAGUUUGAGUUAGCAGCACAGAAUAAGCCACACACACACACUGAUGAUCAGGAUAGAUGGUGUUUCACUGGUCUGAGGAUGAGCAUGAUUCCUGCAGCGUCAUCACUGUGUGUUUUCUGGAGGUCAUGAGAACGCUGAGUCAUUCUGCAGAGGAUCUUCAGCUUUCAUCAGGUGAGACGCUCUGUAAGAUGAUCCAGUGUCAUUACUAUUUCAGCAAUUUCCACAGAAAGACCUUGAGAGGCUGGCUACGGGAAAACACACUGCAAACCACCAAAGGUCAUCAUUUGACUAAUGAUAAUUAGAAUACAAGAACUUCAAGCAGAAAGCUGAAUAAGUGAUUGCAUAUCAUUAGCACACACACACACACUUCAUGUUCAGUAAACUGCAUUGCGUUUCAGUCCAUGUAAUGCAUUUAUUGCCCAAUGAUUUAAUCUAUGCUAGAUAUCACAUUGACUUAUUAGUGACAAUGAUCAAUGACUGACCAAGGAAUGCUAAUAGCCAUUAUUAUUGCAAACACACAAUACAACAGCAGAAAUGUUGCUGUGUGCUGUGAAACAGGCCUUAAAUGGCCACAAAUGAACCAGUACCGGAGGCUUGAUGAGGAUCAUAGAAAGUGACAGGAAUACAGACUGAAACUGCAAUAGUGGAACAAACUGUCAAACCCAAUAUCAGUCAAACACAUCACUUAAACUGCUGUUUUGGUGAAAGCACAUGUGAUUGGGUGGAGAUUUAAGUAGCUAUGUAUAACAGAUUCAUUCAUUUGUCCAGGUUUCAAACAGUUCGAUACAUGUAUGCAAUUGUUUUUGACGCCCUUGCCGAGAGCUUGACCAGCUUUACUACAUGAGGUCUGAGUCUGCUUACUCUCCACAAGCUGGUUUUGUUGCCUUCGGCUUAUUCACUGAAGGCAUUAAGACUUUAUCUGUCUUUACACAAGUAUGCAUUGUAAAAACCCUAUGCAGGUAAACCUGACUUGAAUCUUGAGCUUAGUUUUUAUACUUCCAAAAAAGCACUGUACUGUAAGUUGGCGGUUGUUGAUGAAUCGUGAAUCGUGUGUGUGUGUGUGUGUGUGUCAGAGGGUGUGGGUCGAGAUCCUCUCAGCACGCCUGCACAGAAAGAUAACGCUGAUGGAGCUCAGUGAAUGAUUAUCUGUAGGAGCCAAGAGAGUCGGACGGUGUGACAGACCCGAGCUGCUCAGCGCUGGAGUGGAGCCGCUUUAGCUCGUGUGCUCAUUAACGUGUUUGAAGCAGCCGGCUGGGUGAAGAACACACACACACAGUGAUGACGGACCAGGACACGCUCGACGUGGAAGAUCCUCCUCCAGCAUACAUGAUCUUCCUGCUGGUGUUCCUCUUCUUCAUCACGGGUCUUCUGGGAUUCCUGAUCUGUCACUGUCUGAAGAAGAAGGGCUACCGCUGCGAGCUGGAGGAGGACGAGGAAAACUGUGAAGACAAACUGGAGGCGGAGAAAGAUGAUGAAUCAGAAGACAGUCAAGACACAGUGGAACAAAUCCUGAAAUGCAUCAUUGAGAAUGAAGCCAAUAUGGAGGCUUUCAAAGAGAUGCUGGUUGGCCAAAAUGUUUGCGAACUUCACGAUCCACGCUUGCGGCACAAAGAUAGCGUCGGUGGUCUUCCCCUUCACCAUCACACAGUUCAUCUGGGAGGAGAGAUCAGCUCGUGUGUUCACUGUAUGCAGAGCCACGUAUUAAAAACUCGCCGCAGGAGCCGAGUGUCUCGAAGCAGAGCCCGGACGGGAGAGCAGACCGUGUUUUCUGUGGGCAGAUUUCGUGUCACUCACAUGGAGAAGAGGAACAGCCUGCAGGGUUCGAUGAAUCUUCCUACAACAAAGCCUGGGAACACAUCGAAUGACACAACUCUCUCAGACAGCAGGACGGGGCUUAAAGACACUUCCAAAAAACCUCAGGAGGAAUACAACAUCCGCAACAUGUUCAAAGAAGCUGGAGCGGUGAACGGCAAAGUCCCCAACCUCAGCAAACGCAAGAAAAGUGUGACACUGCUGGGCUUCUAUAAGGCUGGUAGUGCUGUGGAGACUAAAGCAGGACAGGAGGUGUGUGUGGAGGACAAGGAGUCGUCGAGCACCGCUGAUCAGUUAUCUGAAUGCUGGAGCUCCGGCGCUGCGUCUCCCACAGAUCUCACCAAAACCGCUUUAGAUAAAAACUCAAAUAAAGCCUGCGUGAGUCAAUUACAGGAGACUCUGAGAGAGAGCAGCCCAGAGAACCAGAAGACUGAUGAAGACACUUUACAAGAGAAACCACAGGACAAAAUCAGUGCAAACACAACGGUGAUUGUUGGUGAUGGUUCUAAUGGCAGCUCUAGGUUUUCUGUGAUACGGACUGUGGAAGAGACGAUCAUCACAACUGAAGCUAACACAGACAACAGAGAUGAUACGACAACACACGAUAACCUGAAGACUGGACAAUAGACCCACAAACAUAACAUCAUAAGAUGAUCAAAUUGAUUUUUGAGAAUGAGACUCAAAUUUGCCACAACGCUGCUUUUACCAGUAAUACACUUUAUAUGUGAAUUAAUUGCAUAAUAAAGCUAUAUAUGAUGGGCCUUAUU